CCCGAAAAUGUACCUUGUGCUCCGAUAUUUCUUACGUCCAUGUGAAACACCGUGUUAGCAGUUUAGGUGUGUAGAGUGAUAUUCGAUAGUCAUUAAAAUCGUUAGUCAUUCCGAACAACUCACCAAAGACUUGCAAAGAAUUUCAUAAAUUGUAAGGAGCUAAGAGGAGUAAAGAUAUAUUUUUUUCAAAAGAGAAGAACUUUAAAAAGCUAUUUGUCUGAAAAGGAGAGACACACAAGAAUAAAGGACGUAUCUAUAAUAUAGAAUAGAAGUCUCAGUUUCAUCGUUAAAUUAAGGUAAAUAUAGAUACAUAUUCUCACCGAUGAAACGUGAUCCAUGGUUAUUUUGAGCGAACAUAAAUUAUAAUUGUCAAUUUUUACACACUGAAAUGGAUUCUACAAGGAAGAACUCUGUUAACAAUGCUGUAAAUGGAUAUAAAAAGGAAGAUGCCAAGGAGAUUCAGAUACCAAUGCCAUGGGGUCAGAUCAGUGGCAAAUGGUGGGGCCCAAAAGAGCUCCAACCGAUAGUGGCACUGCAUGGUCGUCAGGAUAAUGCAGGCACUUUUGACACAUUAAUGCCAUUGAUGCCUGAUGAUAUUUCUGUUCUUUGCUUGGAUAUGCCAGGGCAUGGUUUAUCUUCGCAUUAUCCAAAGAGUCAAUUUUAUUAUGUCUAUUAUGAUGGUGUCAUAUUCCUUCGUAAAGUCAUUAAAUAUUUCAAAUGGAAUAAGGUAAAACUGCUUGGUCACUCGUUGGGUGGUGCUAUAUCAUUUUUGUAUGCAGCAUCAUAUCCAGAUGAAGUCGAUAUUCUCAUAAGUUUGGAUAUUGCUAGCCCAAGUGUAAAGGACAUUACAAAAACAGCUGCAAUGACCGGAAACUAUAUUGACCAAUUUUUAAAAUAUGAAUCAUUAACAUUGGACAAUGUACCGUGUUAUGAGUACAACAAAAUGAUUGACAUAGUGGAAAAGGCAUAUGAGGGUUCUAUAACGAAGGAAGGAGCAGAAAUAUUAAUGAAACGUGGCAUGCAACCAGCAUACACAAAGGGCAAAUAUUACUUUUCCCGUGACCCAAGACUAAAGGUUGCCAUUUUAGGCAUGUUCUCUCUAGAUUUAGUACUUGAAUAUGCAUCCUGUAUAAAAUGUGCUUAUCUCAACAUUCGUGCUGUUCCUGGGAUGAAGUUUGAGCAACCCGAAAACUAUCAGAAAGUAUUAGAUAAUAUAAAAUUGGUGGCUAGAAAGUUUGAGUAUCACGAAGUAAAUGGUACCCAUCACGUGCAUUUGAGUGAACCUGAAAAGAUUGCGCCUAUAAUCAUAAAUUUUCUACAGAAUUAAUAAUAAUAUUAUUUAUUUAUUAAUGGAUAUGGUUACUUAAGAAAUAAAUAGUUUUACUAUAGAUAGUUAUUGUCAAACUCUUUCAAAUCUAAAAUGCUAAUACAAAUGCUAAUAAAAGUUUACAUUUCUGUUUAAUGCACCUACAUAUACAUGAAUUGUUGAAUUAGAAAUGAUUGUACAAUGUCUAUUGAACAAUAUUGGUAUGUAGCGAAUUUAUAAAUUAAUUGAAUAAAUAAACUCAUUAUGUUGCUCUGCUAUGUGAAAACAAAGUGCUUUGGAAGAACAAUUAGAACAAUAAUGAUGUGAUAAGAAAUAGAUAUUUGCAUUGUAGAUGUGGAAUAAAAAACAUCGAAAUAUGUUUAUUAUAUGUCUCAAAUUUCUUUAAGGCAGGAAUCUUUGUCCAUGUUAAUUAGUGUCGCUUCUAAUUGUGAUAAAUAAAUAAUUAUGUGAAUA
This is a messenger RNA of Formica exsecta, 1780 nucleotides long. Its product is annotated as probable serine hydrolase. The record is from RefSeq and is a predicted model, not a curated record. NCBI's taxonomy places the organism in Eukaryota, Metazoa, Arthropoda, Insecta, Hymenoptera, Formicidae. Bases 389 to 1327 code for a protein of 312 amino acids. The transcript has 7 exons.